Uranotaenia lowii is the source of this 1441-nucleotide messenger RNA. Its product is annotated as zinc finger and SCAN domain-containing protein 31-like. Gene Ontology annotation, cellular component: nucleus. The record is from RefSeq and is a predicted model, not a curated record. Gene Ontology annotation, biological process: regulation of transcription by RNA polymerase II. NCBI's taxonomy places the organism in Eukaryota, Metazoa, Arthropoda, Insecta, Diptera, Culicidae. Gene Ontology annotation, molecular function: RNA polymerase II cis-regulatory region sequence-specific DNA binding; zinc ion binding; DNA-binding transcription factor activity. Bases 154 to 1326 code for a protein of 390 amino acids. The transcript is spliced from 3 exons.
GCGGGCGAACGUGUUUGCGGAUCAUCAAAACAAAUGCAUUUGUUGCAUUUCCAUGGCAACUUCCUUCAAAAAGUGAUCUAUUCAUAACAAAUUAAAAAUUGCGCUGAUUUUCUUGCACUUAAUUUUUGUUUACUGGAACAUUAAUGUUUAAAGAUGGACCAUGCCGCCAAGCCAACAUUUAAUCCGAUCAAAAAACGUAUAAUAGUGAAAUCAACACAUGUGGGCCAAUGCAGGCUUUGUUUGCGAAUAAUAUCGCCGAAAUUAAUGCAUGAGAUCAGAGCAGCGACUCAUAACCUGCAGCGUAAAAUUAUAGAUGCUGUUGGCGUCAGUACUCACGAAGGAGAUAAGCUGAACAAAAUUUGUAACAAUUGUUUCAAUAUUGUGGACAUGAUUCACGCUUUUCGAAGGGCUUGCCUCAAAACUAAUGUAAUCCAUUCGGAAAAACUAUUGCUUCUUGAUACCGGAAAUUGGACGAGUCUAGAAAAUCAGAAAAAGAUAACCGAUUGUCAUGAUUUGGUAAAGCGACACAGUACUCAAAUCGAUUGCCUCUAUGACUAUUCUAAGGCUGGAAGCGACAAAGUCGAAUCAUUACCUGCCGAAAGCAAACCACCCAAUAUUAAACAGAUUCAGUCAGAAGUCGAAUCAUUACCUGCUGAAAGCAAACCACCCAAUAUUAAACAGAUUCAGUCCGAUAGCGAUGAAGAUGGAUCCGACGCGAUCGAUCACAGUCUAAACGAAACGAAAAGUAGUUUAGACUCGUGGACUUGGACACAACCGGUGCAUCCUCUAAUCACUAACAAAAACCAAAUAGUGCAUUCUCAAAUAAAUUACAUUAAAUACAGGAAACAAAAACGAAUAGACGAAAAGCGCAUAGUAUGUGAGAUCUGUGGACUGGUAAUCGAUAAACUAAAAUAUGAAACACACAAAAAUCGACACCUUAAUAAAAGACCCUACACUUGUAAAUUUGAAAACUGCAAUUUAUCCUUUUUUGCGAUGGUUUCACUCAAACGUCACCGAAAAACGGUACAUAAUGCAAAAUUUUUCGAAUGUUCAAUAUGCCUCAAGAAGUUGAAAGGAAGUGUUUAUUGGAAGCACCAACAGAUACAUCGUGGGGAAGGAAAAGUUACAUGCAAAAUAUGUGGAAAAAACUAUUUCAAGCACUAUUAUAAAACUCACUUAGCAACACACACGGGGGCAUUGCAAUAUCAGUGUGAUAUCUGCAAGCAGAGGUUCCUCACGAAACAGAACGUGCAAGUGCACCGGAAAUCGAAACACAAAGAUGCGCCAGAUAUCGAUUACAGCAAGUUGGUCACGACAGAUUGUUAGCUGCAUCGAAUUACUUAAAUCGAAAUUAAGAAUAAAAUUAUUUUCAUAUGACUUGAAUGAGAGUCAACCCAUCUCAUUAGAUGGAAUAUAAACAGAAAUUAGAUGUGAUAACCAC